AUAAAUUUAGUCACAGAUUUUUUAAAUUUUUUAGGAGAAUGAUAGUUGUGGUUUUCAACAGGAAUAGAAUUGUAGAGCUUCAAGGCAACGUUGAAUGUUGAGUUUGUCCCGUGGGUUGUAGUUUUAUGAUGGAGUUGACGAAGUUUACUAGAAUUUCUUGUAUUAUGAUGAUGGAUGUUGGAGUUCAGUGUCAGUUUUAUAUUAGUACUGACCAAGUUGUUUUUAAUUUUAUGUAUAUAUAUUAUUGAGGAGAGAUCAGCCUGUUUAGAGACCGGAAGAACUUGCGAUUGGCUGUAGACUAGGAUGGAUGGAGUUCUUGAAUGUAGACCAAAAAUAAAUUCAUAUUCAUGGCCCCAAUCACAUCACUUUAAAGAAACGCGCCAAAGCUAUCACACAAAAGUUUUCAUAACACAUCCUACCUCUCCCUGCUGUACUGUUGGUUCUAGCAAUCUUCUUGAGUUCUCCCCUACUCCCCAUCACGAACCAAUUGUACCUGUAUCAAAAGUUCGUGUUUUUUUUCCGUGUCAAUCAAUGUCUUCACACAGGCGUGCUCUCGUAAUAAAGUCUACCUACUGGCAUUAGAGUGAGAUAUUUUUUACAUCUCCAUUUGUAAUAAUUAUUCUGUUGUUACGUGCGCUCUUCGGAGUGUGGCCGGUCUACAUUGUUGGCUUAGGGGUUAGGGGCGGAAUGAUACCCCUGAUCUCGAAAGUAGACCUUCUAUUUCAAAAAUAAUGAAGUUCGAACCAUAACAAGUAUUGUCGGUUCACCUUCAACAGCGAAAGAAAGACACUAUGUUUCUUAUAAAUUUUACACUUUAAGUGUAAAUCUACUACUGAUGGGUCUGUUUGAUGUUGAUGUUUCUUGUGUUAGAGUUAGAUGUCAUCACAAUGAUUUGUAUGACCAUUGGCUUCUGAUGAGGUUAUGGUGUUAAUGUUUACAUCUUUGACGUUUAAGUGAGGUGGAGAACAUAAACAUGGAAUCUGUUCAACUUCUUGCUGAGCCUGCAGAGGUACUGGGUGGACAUGUUUUGUCUCUCUCCGCUGGUGAUGUUCUUCGGGACAGUGGCAUUAUAUUUACCCAAGAUGCACUAUCAAACAUUAUUACUACUGAUGCUGGUGGUGAAGAAGUUCAAACAUUUAUGUCCUUACCUGUCCACCUCCUUCAAGACAAUUCCUAUGUUGGCCCUGUUCUUGUCAAAAAUGCUGCUGGGAAUACCUUCUUGAUAGAUCCCAGACAGUGUAGUGUUUUAGGAGAUGGGAGCGACGAUGGUCAAGCCCAGCUAAUCAUCACUCCGAGCACUGAAGCCAUCUCUUCUGAUCAGUCAACAUCAAACAUACUGGGUUUGGAUAUGGACUUUCCGUACAUUACUAAUGUUGGUAAUGUAGUCCUUGGUGAAAAUGGAGGUGUAGCUGAAAAUAAUAUUGAUGUUAACUCCUCGACAAUUCUUCAACUUGAAAGCCGUAUGAUUCAAGGAGCAAGCCAAAUGUUACAAGGAGCCAACAAAUUGCUCCCUGAGGGAAUGUGUAUUGAUAUGUCCCAAUUAAGCAUUGUUACCUCAGAUGGUGUUGUAUCAUACGUGACUGCAGCAUCUGCCGACAGUGCCCUUCCUGAAGCAAAUGUAGUGGCACCAGCUCUCCCUCAAACUUCUCAUGGCUGUGGAGAUGAAGAUUUCAAGGAAUCUGUUAUUUUUACAUCUGAAGCUACAAUUUCUCAAGAUAAUCCUAGCAAUCUAGAAAUUCACCCUGCCAAAGUAAAACGAGGCCGUGGAAGACCUCGUAAAAGUGACCCCAAUCAAGACGAUGUAAUGGAUCCUCCUGUAGGAAAGCCACCUUAUAAAUGUGAUACGUGUGGCUAUGAAGCAGCUCUCUGGGGAAGAUUGAAGAGACACAAGGAAAGCCAUCGCAAUGAGAAACCACAUCGCUGCAAAGUUUGUGGGGCUUCAUAUAAUGUUGAGGCUAAUCUCACAUUGCACAUGGCUACUCACAAUCAAGAACAACUCAAAUGUCCUGAGUGUCAGAGAGAGUUUUCUCGAGUUGCAAGUUUAAGGUCUCACCUAAUGCUCCAUGAAAGAGAGGACAAUCUCUUCUGCACUGAAUGUGGGGAUGAGUUCGCUUUGCAGUACCAAUUGGACAGUCAUGUUAUGGAGCACCAAGAUGAGUGGGUGUCAAAAAAUGUUGAGAAAAUUUAUGAGUGUCAGAAGUGCCAACGUCAAUUUUCAAAGGCUUCAGCUCUGAAAGAGCACAUGCGAGACCAUGUCAAGGUCAAACAUUCAUUAGUACGUCGAAAACAUGAUCGUACUCAAGAUAGAUCAGAAUUUUCUCACAAGUGUACUACAUGUGGGAAGGUUUUCCAAAAGCCUAGUCAGUUAGUUCGUCAUAUGAGGAUCCACACUGGAGAAAGACCUUAUCCGUGCAAUAUUUGUGGUAAAGCCUUUAGCCAAAAGGGCUCUUUGCAAAUUCACAUGACCAAACACAAUGGCGAGAAACCUUAUGAGUGUGAUUUUUGCAGUGCAAAGUUUAGUCAAAAAGGUAAUCUCCGAGCACACAUACAAAGAGUCCAUUCAAUUCCUCAACAAGGCACUGUAACAUUUAGGUGCAGUGAAUGCCCAUGUAUCUUUAGAAAAUUAGGUAGUCUUAAUUCUCACAUGGGGCGUGCUCAUAGUCAAGUAGAUAAUGUGAAAGCAUUGAAAACUGAGACCCUGAACUCUGAGCAAAUAAUGCAAGUAAAUGUUAACCAAAUUAUGGCCCAAAUAGCUGCUUUGGAGACAGUCAACAGUUGUGAUGAGACUCAGAGCACACCUAACAUUAAAGAUCAAGGAAAGGAAGAUUCCGUUUCUGAAACAGCACCAUCAACUUUAAAACACCCAGGUCCCUUAUCUGUCAAAAAGCCUGAUUCUAGUGACAUUCUUCAAGAAGCUAUAAGUAAGAGUGGUCUCGAAGGGAAGCCAGAACUAGAAGUCUCAGCCAACAAAGCAACAGCUGUUACUGGAUUCAUUACUUUAGCAGACAAAUCCUUGGAUGGAACAGUGAGGCGCUAUACUAUUAGACAGAGGAAAGUUGGAGGUGUGCGAUGGCAUCAGUGUUCAUUUUGUUGCAAGGAGUUCAAAAAGCCAUCUGAUCUUGUCCGUCACAUACGUAUUCAUACUCACGAAAAGCCUUUCAAAUGCCCUCAUUGUUUCCGAGCGUUUUCUGUGAAAUCAACAUUAACUGCCCAUAUUCGUACCCAUGGUGGUUUAAAACAUUACUCUUGUCCAGAUUGUAACAAAAAUUUUUCUACAACAAGUAGUCUUAAAGUUCACCAAAGGCUUCACAAUGGUGAGAGGCCAUUCCCUUGUAGUGUAUGUAAUCGAACAUUCCGGACAUCUGGUCACAGACAGACUCAUUGGCUACAGCACUGUGAUCCCCAAUCAAAUCUCUCAACUGGAUCCAAAAAAAGGCGAAGAAAAUCAAAAAAAUCAGAAUUACAACCUGGAGAAAAUCUUCCAGAUGUACUACUUGGAGAACCAAUUGUCAUUACAGAAUCAGGAUUAGUUCAAACUGAAAUGAUAAAACCUGAUAAACAGCCUGGACCAAGGCUUCAUAGCUGUGAUCAGUGCAAUGCCUCUUUCCGCAAAAAGAACCAUUUGCGCAACCAUCUCAGAAUUCACAGUGGAGAACGUCCAUUUCAGUGCAAUAUUUGUUCUAGGAGUUUUGUAUCCAAUGGUGUACUGAAAACACACAUCCUUACUCAUGAUGCAGUUAAAGCGUUCAAAUGUGAGAUAUGUCCAACAGCAUUUUCCACUCAAGGUAGUUUAAAGAGACAUCAGAGCAUGCACAGUGAUAGCAAACCUUUUAUGUGUCCCUAUUGCCACAAGACAUUUAAGCACAAAUUGGCAUGUAAAAAACACAUCAAAAACCAUAAAGUUGAAGUAGCUCGCGCUGUAGCUCAGCAAGCAAAUGAACUUCAAGAGCAACAAUUUGUUGUGUCUGUUGGAGACAGCUUUAACGGGGGUGAAAUAAUUGUUCCCAACUUCCAGGGCUUUUCAAACAAUGCUCUUGGUGGAUCAGAUAACCUUGAAGAAAGUGUAACAGACAAACUGGUCCAUACAGGAGGUGUAAUUACGCACACUUUGCUUGCUGAUGCAUCUGGAACCAUCACUCUUCCUGCAUCUCUAACUCAGGAAAGUAUCCGUGAAAUAGAAGACACCUUAAACCAGCAGCUUUCAUCUGGAGGAUCUAAUACAAUUCUGAUCAACACCUCUCAUCAAUCCAGUAUGCCUCUCAACACGAUAACUGUAAAUAGUUCUGUGCAGCAGAAUACUAGUGUAAUUGAUUUUGCUACAGCCUCUGAAGCUGCUCAUGCAGAAGAUGUUGUUGCUGCUGCAAAUCUAGCUGCCAGUGAAGCACCUGUUGGUUCUAAUUUACAUGAUGAACACAAGGAAUCUGGUCUUGUGUCUGAAUCAGGUGACUUAAGCUCAGCAAUAUUUGCCCAAACCUUUGACCAACAGGCCUAUGAUGCAUGCACAUUCCCCACCAUAACACUUCAGGGGGAUCAUUUAAAUCUGACUGGUAUUGAACAAGGUGAAACCUUGUCAGCAAAUAUGGAAGCAAUUUUGCCUCAAUCACGUGGAAAUGAGCGUCGAAGAGCAGAUCAAAAUGAUGAGGAUAGUAAUCAGCUUGGGGAAGACAUCCAUGAGCUUUCUUUGCCUGAUGCAGAAGAGCAAACUUUGACUGCUGAGGGCAUGGAGGAGUCGGCAACAUCAGAGCCUGGCAUCAACUCCACAUCUUGUGAAGUUUGUGGACACACCUUUAAAAGAAUGUCGCAGCUCAAAGUACAUAUGAGAACAGUCCACAUGAGCAGUCCAAGACCUCACGCCUGUUCAUAUUGCACUCGAAGCUUCAGCUCUGCAAAUGGGUUGAGGCUACACUCUCGUACACAUGCUGGAGAGAAAAGUCAUGUUUGUGAACACUGUUCACUGUCUUUCACAUCAACUGCCUCAUUAAGUAGACACAUGGCUAUCCAUACAGACAGAAGGCCCUUCUCUUGCUCCAAGUGUUCUGUAGCUUUUCGUACUCAGUUGCAGCUUCGAAAACACUUGAAAGUCCAUGAACCUAUUGUUGUCAGAUCUCAAAGGAUUAGUAAGAAAAUUCCUGCUAUUAUUUUCUCAGAGGAACAGACUUCAGCCUUAGCAAACCAAGAUGUUGACAUGGCGGGUAGUGUUUCUGAAAAAAUGCUAAUUGCUUCGGCUAUUGAAGUAAACAGAGAUGAAAAUACUGAGGACUCAAAGAAAUUUGAUAUGGAACCAGCAUUUGCAAACAAGUGCAAGUUUUGCCCCAAAAGUUUUCGAAAGCCUUCUGAUUUGGUGCGCCAUGUCAGAAUUCAUACAGGGGAAAGACCAUUCCGCUGUGAUCACUGUUACAGGUCCUUUACUGUUAAGUCUACCCUUAACUCACAUAGAAAGACACACAUGUCUGACUUACCAAAGAUGUUUGCGUGCCAUGUCUGUAAUUUAAGGUUUUCGACCAAAGGCAGUUUAAAAGUGCAUAUGCGUUUACAUACAGGUUCCAAGCCAUUUAAGUGUCCUCUCUGCCCACUAAGAUUUCGAACGUCAGGCCAUCGUAAAGCUCACCUUCAGUCUCAUGCACACAGCGGGAAUAGUUCCCGUGCUCGUAAAAGUCAGCGAGCCCUCUCAAUCACUGAGGAGGAGACUAGUCAUGAAAUGGAGGAAAUUCUUACUCAUCAAAUUAUAACGGAGGAUGGUUCAGUUGUGGAAGUUGACACAGCAGCUUUGUUAGCAGCUGGAGGAACACUUGAUGGAAAUCCCCUUCAACUUCAAAUUAACGAUUCACUUCUACAGCAAUUGCAGUUUCAGAGUGGGGGUAAUGUUGUCAUCCAAGAAAAUGGAACCGUUCAUUUUGUGGCUAAUGGUGAUACAGACAAUGGAAAUGAGUGUGAAAACAUUGAAAAUCCAGUAAUGCCCAUGGACAUGGAUCAAGGGCAUUCAGUACCCUCUAACCAGGACCUACCAUCCCUUUUGCCCACAAUUGAGGAAAUUAAUGCAGUCCAGGAACAUGUGGAAUGUGGUGAACAGCAGGAAACUGAUGAUAUCAGUGGGAUGCACUUUGAAAUUCAUACUGAUGAACAUGGUCAAAUCGUUAAUAUACAUCAAGCUUUGGAUGGGAAUGGUGUGGUCCUUUCAGAUCUAAACAUCUCUGAUGUCACAAAAGUUAACAUAGACGGAUCUGAAUUUCAAAUUUUAGAUGGUGUGACAGAGGCGAAUCCAGAGAAUGAAAUUGAUCCAAAUGGAUUUGUGACCCUUGAUAUAAGUGAUAUUAUCAUGGCACCUCCAAACACUAAGAAAGUUAAAAGCCUAAAGAGCAAGAGUGACUCUUCAGGCCCAACAGCUCACACGUGCUCUGUGUGUGGAAAAGUUUUUUCCAAACCUAGUCAGCUUCAACGUCAUAUUAGAAUUCAUACAGGGGAGCGCCCUUUUCCUUGCACACAGUGCUGGAAAGCUUUUAACCAAAAAAAUGCCCUCAAGGCUCACAUGAAACGACACACAGGUGAGCGCCCUUUCAAAUGCCCACAUUGCGAGCAUGCCUUUACUCAGAGAGGCAAUCUGAAGACACACAUUGGACGAGCUCAUCCCCAUUCGACAGAAGCUGGACACUCGAAGAAAAGAAAAAUAAUUUCUCUUCCUAAAAAUAAUAUUCUAGAUGAUGUAUCUUUUAGGCUUGACCUUGAGGGUGUUGUUGGAGAUCUUUUCCCUCAAAUGCAGACAACUGCAGAAGCAGAAGGAGACUAAAAGCGGCUCUUUUGAAAAUUUUUGUAUAUAUGGAGACUUUUGUCUCAGCAUAUGAGGAUUUUCCUUUCAAGGAUAUGAUCUGGUUUACUUUGAUACGGAAAGUUGUGCUCAAUAUUUAUACAUGAAGUAACUUGUCUACAUGAUUGAUUUAUAUCAACCCUGUAAUCUCUACUUGCAAGGAGUGUAGGUAAAUGAAAGAUCUGUCACACAAAUGUAUGAUUUCAGCUUGUGUUAUGUGAUUUUGUACAUUCAUUUUUGCCAAUCUUCCAACUAUUGAAGAUUUUAUUUUACCUGUGAUUUUUUUGUAUAGGCCCAAAACUACAUGAGAUGAGACUCUGAUUCUUUCUAUUUAUUGUAAUAAGGUUUAAGACAUGUAAACCUUCUUUAGACAUUUAGUGCACCUAGAUUUUAGAUAGUUGAAUGUUUAGGCAUUAGUUGCCUAUUUGGUGUGAUCAUGGUGUUAACAAAUUUGUUAAACUUCUUUUGUCUAUAGUUUGACCUCAUUGGAAGGUCAACUGUUGUACAUAGCGGUUCACUAUAUAUGAUUGUCUGGUUUUCACACCAGAGAAGUUGAGUCCUAAGAUCAUAACACUACGGAAAUAAAGGAAUGAACUGGGAGCUGUGUAAGUAACAUAUGACAAAAAUUAUAAUUGUGAUAUUUAUUGCAGUCUUAAUUUAGUAUAGUACAUGCAUUAGAGGUGGUAAAAAUCUUUUCUUCAGACAAGUAUUCUGAAGUUAUUGAUUUUGUGACUUGUACCUGAUUUAUUAUGUGUAAGUAACAUUAAAGAUAACAUGUGAUCUGUA
This is a messenger RNA of Frankliniella occidentalis (western flower thrips), 7588 nucleotides long. Its product is annotated as zinc finger protein 236. Gene Ontology annotation, cellular component: nucleus. Gene Ontology annotation, biological process: regulation of transcription by RNA polymerase II. The transcript has 31 exons. The coding region runs from base 974 to 6784 and encodes 1936 amino acids. NCBI's taxonomy places the organism in Eukaryota, Metazoa, Arthropoda, Insecta, Thysanoptera, Thripidae. The record is from RefSeq and is a predicted model, not a curated record. Gene Ontology annotation, molecular function: DNA-binding transcription factor activity, RNA polymerase II-specific; RNA polymerase II cis-regulatory region sequence-specific DNA binding.